UUAACCUACCAAAACUGCAUAGCACUCCACUGCACGGAAUCCAUUCUCUUCCCUUGAAUGCCAAGAUCGCAGAAGCAGUGAUCCUUGACACACCAAAAUUCCCAAUUAUGGAAACCUAACUGUUACUGGAAAAAAGGACCAGUAUAGUAAUUAAUCAUGGCUGGAUUAGAGGAAUUGAAAAAGAAACUUUCACCAUUGUUUGAUCCCGAUAAAGGCUUAUCAGCUGGAUCAACUUUGGACCCUUGUGAUUCUUAUAUGCUGUCGGAUGGUGGAACAGUUAACUUGUUGAGCAAAUCAUGUGGAGUAUACAAUAUAAAUGAGCUCGGGUUGCUAAAGUGCUCAUCUUCUCCAGUAGAUGAAGCAGAUUAUAAAGAAAGGACUUAUCGGUGUGCUUCCCAUGAGAUGAGGAUUUUUGGAGCCAUAGGUAGUGGUGCAAGCAGUGUUGUGCAGAGAGCUAUCCAUAUACCCACUCAUAGAAUUAUUGCGUUGAAGAAGAUUAAUAUUUUUGAAAAGGAGAAAAGGCAACAGCUUCUCACUGAGAUAAGGAUGCUGUGUGAGGCACCUUGUUAUGAGGGCCUUGUGGAGUUUCAUGGGGCAUUUUAUACUCCAGACUCUGGGCAGAUAAGUAUAGCUUUAGAGUACAUGGAUGGAGGGUCCUUGGCAGAUGUCAUACGGGUGCAGAAAUGUAUACCAGAACCAGUUCUUUCAUCUAUGGUUCGAAAGCUACUACAUGGACUAUGCUACUUGCAUGGAGUUCGACAUUUAGUUCAUAGAGACAUAAAGCCAGCAAAUUUGCUAGUAAAUCUUAAGGGGGAGCCAAAGAUAACAGAUUUUGGUAUAAGUGCUGGCUUAGAGAAUUCUGUGGCAAUGUGUGCUACUUUUGUUGGAACUGUUACAUAUAUGUCACCUGAGCGAAUUCGGAAUGAGAACUAUUCUUAUCCAGCUGAUAUUUGGAGCCUUGGUCUUGCACUCUUUGAAUGUGGUACAGGGGAAUUCCCAUAUACAGCUAAUGAAGGACCUGUUAAUCUUAUGUUGCAGAUACUGGAUGAUCCAUCACCAUCUCCACCAAAACACAUAUUUUCACCUGAGUUCUGCUCAUUUAUUGAUGCUUGCCUUCAGAAGGAUGCAGAUGCAAGGCCGACAGCAGAGCAGCUUCUUUCCCACCCAUUUAUUACAAAGUAUGAGCAUGCCAGAGUAGAUUUAACGGCAUUUGUCCGAAGCAUUUUUGACCCAACACAAAAGAUGAAGGAUCUGGCAGAUAUGCUGAUGAUACACUAUUACUUACUUUUUGAUGGGCCUGAUGACCUUUGGCAACAUACAAAGACCUUAUAUAAGAAAGAUUCAACUUUCAGUUUCUCAGGUAAACAAUCUGUUGGUUCAGAUGAUAUUUUUGCUACUUUGUCAGGCAUUCGAAGUACAUUAGUGGGUGACUGGCCUCCUGAACGACUUGUGCAUGUUGUGGAAAAACUUCAGUGCCGUGGUCAUGGACAAGAUGGAGUUGCCAUUCGUGUAUCAGGAUCCUUUAUUGUUGGGAAUCAGUUCCUUAUAUGUGGAGAUGGUGUACAAGUAGAAGGUUUGCCUAGUUUUAAAGAUCUUUCAAUCGAAAUUUCUAGCAAUCGGAUGGGAACAUUUCAGGAGCAGUUUAUCAUGGAACCGGGAGAUGCCAUUGGCCGCUACUUCAUAACCAAACAAGAUCUCUACAUCAUCCAAUAGAAAAACUAACAAAUAAGAUUAUGCCCUACAAGAUCCUCAACCGUUCCACCUCCCAGACCCCUAAGCUGACACUCCGUUGCCCCAGACUGUACAGUUCCACUCCAAACGCAAAUCUGUGUAUCAGUUUUGAAUUUCAUGCAGCUAAAUGUAAUUCUAUACUCUAAUCUUUGAUGAUUAUUGUCAUUAUAUUAUCUAUGUUUACUUAUGAAAUGGAUGGCACAAUAUCACACUUGAAUUUAA
Vitis riparia (riverbank grape) is the source of this 1953-nucleotide messenger RNA. RefSeq names its product mitogen-activated protein kinase kinase 3-like. Bases 157 to 1713 code for a protein of 518 amino acids. The record is from RefSeq and is a predicted model, not a curated record. NCBI's taxonomy places the organism in Eukaryota, Viridiplantae, Streptophyta, Magnoliopsida, Vitales, Vitaceae. Gene Ontology annotation, molecular function: MAP kinase kinase activity; ATP binding. The transcript is spliced from 11 exons. Gene Ontology annotation, biological process: MAPK cascade; protein phosphorylation.